This is a messenger RNA of Phragmites australis (common reed), 1022 nucleotides long. RefSeq lists its product as uncharacterized. Gene Ontology annotation, cellular component: intracellular membrane-bounded organelle. The transcript is spliced from 6 exons. Lineage: Eukaryota; Viridiplantae; Streptophyta; Magnoliopsida; Poales; Poaceae. Gene Ontology annotation, biological process: vacuolar protein processing. The record is from RefSeq and is a predicted model, not a curated record. The coding region runs from base 30 to 773 and encodes 247 amino acids.
CCGGCUCGGUUCGGCCCAAAAUCAGUUAGAUGAAACGAGGAGUUCGUAACCUCGUACAUACUCAGCUGCUCACCAAGAGCAACCGGCUUCGCUUCGCAGGCGCCCGUGGCCCUCAUCUUCUUCCCGGUGCUGGUCUGGUCUCCUCCCUCGCAACGCUGCGCAAGUGUUUGGACCAAGUACCACCUAAGAGGGAGAGGAAUCCCGGAGACCCAGACAAGGGGGAGAGAAGAACCUCACGCAGCUUGGCCAUGGCGAAGCAAGGAGCGAAGAAGAUGAAGGACGUGAACAAGAAGCACAUGGACUUCCUCUUGCGUCUCAUCCUCACAUCCAACGUUAUUUAUAUAGUAGUGAGGAUGGCUAUAAUGCAUUCAUCCUUCACCUGGAAGCAUUGGAUUGGCCUUAUGGUAACAUCCGCUGCAUAUUUUCUUCCAUACAAGCAACUCGCUAGUAUGGCACAACCAGUUUACUCUGAUAAAGGAGAUCUACUGGAUGGUGGCUUCGACUUGAACACUGGUGGUAUUUGCGAGUAUUUACAUGAUGUGAUCUACAUCACUCUCUUUGUUCAGCUGACGACCAUCAUUUCUGAAAAAUUUUGGUGGACAUAUUUAGUGAUUCCAUCUUUUGCUGGAUACAAGAUUUUCAGUCUGUUAAGAGGAACAUUUUUCAGUGGUGGUUCAGAGGGUGAAGUUGAGGAUGAGAAGACUCGAAAGAAAAGGGAGAAGAUGGAGAAGAAGGCAUCUAGGGGGAAGAUGAUUAAAACUAGGACUCGUUGAUAAUGUUCUGUUGCUUGAAGCCUUGGUUGGUUUAUCAUAGCUGUCCGACUGAAAUCCAAGCUGUUCGGCGAGUAUUAUAUCAUGAUGAUAAUGUUCAUCCAUCAGUUGCUCCAAACAGCUAGCAUUAUGCGGCACAAAUGUCAGCUAAUCCCCAAUCAAUAAGAAUUCUCUGUAUAAUUUCUGACUCUUUCUGACCCCUGUUUCACAUACCAACGUUGUGGCAUGGCAAUUGAGAAAUCUUAAACACAA